CCGUCAAGUUAAUCCCCGACCAAGUUCCGACAACCCAAAACCUUUUGAGGUAUUUCCCGUAAAAACUGCCAUCGGCCAUUCGCUGUUGAUCCCUUCACUUCCUUUCUUCAGUCCAAUUGCCGAAACGUCCAUAUCCUCUCCUUCUCAUAUCACAUUGUAAUACUGCAUACACAAUGGCCUCAGCAUUGCGCCCUGCCAUGAGAGCUUCCGCUCUGCGAGCUCCUGCUUUCGCUGCCCGUAACACGGCCUUCACAGCUGCGCGAUGCUAUUCCGCCAAGGCCCAGGUAUGAACCAUGUCUCGUGGUGCUGGUUCUUGUUUCUGUGGUAUCAAGCUGACUCCCAUACUCCUCAUCCAGACCCUCAAGGAGCGCUUCGCUGAGCUUCUUCCCGAGAAGAUCGAGGAGAUCAAGGCCCUCCGAAAGGAGCAUGGCUCCAAGGUCAUCGACAAGGUCACUCUCGACCAGGUCUACGGUGGUGCCCGUGGUAUCAAGAGCUUGGUGUGGGAAGGUUCCGUCCUCGACUCCGAGGAGGGUAUCCGAUUCCGCGGCAAGACCAUCCCCGAGUGCCAGGAGGUUCUCCCCAAGGCCCCUGGUGGCAAGGAGCCUCUGCCCGAAGGUCUCUUCUGGCUUCUCCUGACCGGCGAGGUCCCCAGCGAGCAGCAGGUCCGUGACCUGUCCGCCGAGUGGGCUGCUCGUUCCGAUCUCCCCAAGUUCGUUGAGGAGCUCAUCGAUCGCUGCCCCAGCGACCUCCACCCCAUGGCUCAGUUCUCUCUGGCCGUGACUGCUCUCGAGCACACCUCCUCCUUCGCCAAGGCCUACGCCAAGGGUAUGAACAAGAAGGACUACUGGGGAUACACCUUCGAGGACUCCAUGGACCUGAUUGCCAAGCUCCCCAACAUUGCUUCCCGCAUCUACCAGAAUGUCUUCAAGGGCGGCAAGGUUGCCCCCAUCCAGCAGGACAAGGACUACUCGUUCAACUUUGCCAACCAGCUCGGUUUCGGCGACAACAAGGACUUCAUCGAGCUCAUGCGUCUCUACCUGACCAUCCACACUGACCACGAGGGUGGCAACGUCUCUGCCCACACCACCCACCUUGUUGGCAGUGCUCUCAGCUCUCCCUUCUUGUCCCUCGCUGCUGGUCUCAACGGUCUGGCUGGUCCCCUCCACGGUCUCGCCAACCAGGAGGUCCUCAACUGGCUCACGGAGAUGAAGAAGUCCGUUGGUGACGACCUUAGCGACAAGGCCAUCACCGACUACCUCUGGUCCACCCUUAACUCUGGCCGCGUUGUGCCCGGCUACGGACACGCUGUCCUGCGUAAGACUGACCCCCGUUACAUGGCUCAGCGCACCUUUGCCCAGGAGAAGAUGCCCAACGACCCCAUGUUCCAGCUGGUCAGCCAGGUCUACAAGAUCGCCCCCAAGGUCCUUACCGAGCACGGAAAGACCAAGAACCCCUACCCCAACGUCGACGCUCACUCGGGUGUUCUCCUGCAGUACUACGGUCUCACCGAGGCCAACUACUACACUGUUCUCUUCGGUGUGUCCCGUGCCAUUGGUGUCCUUCCCCAGCUCAUCAUUGACCGCGCUGUCGGUGCUCCCAUUGAGCGUCCCAAGUCUUUCUCCACCCAGAAGUGGAUUGAGAUCUGCAAGAAGCUGUAAAGUGUACAACAGUUGUCUUGCUUAUGUGGUUGGGGAGUUUGUCAAAAUUCGGUUAGAAUGGGCUCGCUACAAAGAGCAGUGUACGAGUAUCAUUUGGGAGGUGUUCAGAGGGGGGCUCCUUGAUGAUACCAAUCUCUGUGUUUGUACAAUAUAAAUCACG
This is a messenger RNA of Truncatella angustata, 1818 nucleotides long. Its product is annotated as mitochondrial putative citrate synthase. The transcript is spliced from 2 exons. Bases 294 to 1658 code for a protein of 454 amino acids. The record is from RefSeq and is a predicted model, not a curated record. Lineage: Eukaryota; Fungi; Ascomycota; Sordariomycetes; Amphisphaeriales; Sporocadaceae. Gene Ontology annotation, biological process: citrate metabolic process; carbohydrate metabolic process; tricarboxylic acid cycle. Gene Ontology annotation, cellular component: mitochondrial matrix.